AUGGCUGGAUCGAGGAGCGGCUUGAUCCUCGUGAUCUUGACGAUCGCGUGGUUCCGGCCGGCGGUCGGGGUCAAGGACCACCACGUGGCCGCCUUGAACGGGACCAGUGACACGGCCCAGGACGACGAGCUCGCGAACGAAGUGUCGUUCGUCAACGACGAUACGAUGGACCAUCCCCAUACGAUGCCUGGGAAGCCCAGCAAGUUCGAUCUGAACGAUAACCAGGUGAUACAGACGGAUGACAAGGCGCAGUAUCAGAUCGAGGCGAGCAGAAUGGAGAACGCAACGGCGGUCCCAGGCGCGAACGAUUGUCAAGACGAUUCUGCUACCACGUGCACCCGAAAGGAUACGAACCAACAGAUGGACAGAUUGUCUAGGAUCGAUGUUCACAACGCUACAGAGCAGAUAACAAGGAGCAAGGACGCAUCAGGCUCUGUCCCGAGGACCGACGAAAAAGGUAACGACCGGCCGGAGGCGAGCCUUCUCGAUAAUGUUCGCCGGUUCGCCAGGGAACACGUAGUAAAGAUACGGCUGAGCCAGGACUUAAUCCCCUCUAGAAACGCUAGAACCUUCUUCAACGCGUUUGGCCUGAAGAAGCUGCUGCUGCCGCUGAUAUUCGGCGUGCAGAUCAUUAAGAGCGUACUGCUCGCACUUUUCCUGCCCAGCAUCAUCGGGAGUCUUGGUAAUAUACUCGGCAAAGGUGUCUCAUCGUUCGCGCAGUCGGCGCAAACCACUGCGCAACCGGAAGAGAGUUUCGAAUUCAAGGACAAUUCCGAUCUCUAUAACGACGAUUACCUGACCCGUCAGCCGGUAGGAACGUUACCUGCGUCUGCGAUGUACGACGAGAGUAUGCUCCAGAAGAAUCCCGAGAUUUCGUCGCGGUAUUCGUUCGUCGAUCCCAGAAUAACGCACGCAAACGCCAUUUCGGAUCGUUAUUACACACGGCACGUUGCCAUGAACGGGCUCUCGAGUAAAAAGCAGGACUUUAAGGUGUUCCACGAGAUCCCGACGAGCUCGUUGAUGCUGACCAACUACGAUCCCUUCUACUCGCCUCUUCUGUCGCGUCUCGACGCCGUGUUCUCCCGUUUGGGCCACACCACGGAGGGUUGCCGGGAGCACAUGGUCUGCGCGAUGUAUCGAAGCCCGGCCAGGUACGCGCCGUACUCGAAUCUGGUCUCGGCCCAGCUGUCCAGGGAGCUGAACGAGCUACGAAGGCCGAGCAGCGACAAUCCGGACGUCCUACGGUUCUUCCGGUACAUGAAGGCCGCGAAGGACGGCCAGGACGGCGUGAAGUGCGAGGACGCGUACACGAAUUGCGCGAUCGCGCGUGAGGACGAGAGUCACAGACAGAAUCAGGCGAUUCUGGCGACCUAUCAGGACAUCGACAAGCUUGUCCACGCGAGGAAUUUGUAG
Dufourea novaeangliae is the source of this 1413-nucleotide messenger RNA. RefSeq lists its product as uncharacterized. The transcript is spliced from 4 exons. The record is from RefSeq and is a predicted model, not a curated record. NCBI's taxonomy places the organism in Eukaryota, Metazoa, Arthropoda, Insecta, Hymenoptera, Halictidae. The coding region runs from base 1 to 1413 and encodes 470 amino acids.